AUGGACAGGCAAGAAGUUUGUUUCCUUGUGCUAUUGGAUUUAAGCUCGGCGUUUGACACAAUUGAUCAUAAAACUAUUAUUGACGUACUGGAGUAUCAAUUUGGAGUGACGGACAAAGCUCUCGAAUGGAUAAAGUCAUUUUUCUCUAACAGAAAGCAGAGAGUUGACAUUGAUAACAAUUAUUCUGAAGUCUGCGAUGUCAGGUAUGGGGUUCCUCAAGGGAGCUGUCUUGGCCCUAUACUUUUUUACUUUACGUAUCCCAAUUAUAUGACAUUAUAGACAGACAUUUGCCUUCAUCUCAUGCAUGGUUAUGCUGAUGACACACAACUUUACGUUUCCUUUCGCCCGGACUGCGACGCUAAUCAAAAGAGUACUCUAUCUGUAAUGGAAGAUUGUAUCUCUGAUGUCCGUGCUUGGCUGGUGUCUCACAAACUAAUGUUUAAAGAUACGAAAACAGAAUUUCUUGUAAUCGGUACACCUCAACAACUUUCGAUACUUGAAAUUGGAGCCGUAAAUGUUGGUGGAGUCCAAAUUAAAUCGGUUGACAGUGUUCGUAAUUUGGGAUCGUGGUUUGACAAGCACAUGUCAAUAUCUGUUCAU
Molecule: messenger RNA, 600 nt
Organism: Paramuricea clavata
Lineage: Eukaryota; Metazoa; Cnidaria; Anthozoa; Malacalcyonacea; Plexauridae
Source: the annotation of a GenBank genome assembly